AUGCUGGGGUGGGCUCUCAAGAAGGGCAUCCAAAGCGCGACUGGCGCAACCAACGCGCCGCCAGAGGAAGGCGACAUCACACAGAUCGAUGUUCCAGAUACCCCGGCGCCAGUCUUUGCUGCUCGUGCCAUCCGACACGCGAUAUUUGGCACCCCGGCACCCGCAAAAGACGGCCCUCCUUCCGAUCCCGGACGCGAUGCGACGGACGCAACGGGACCUGACGCCGCAAUGAAGGACUCAAGGUCGCCUGCGAAACCGACUGGGAUUCUCCUGACUCCCGGAACCGCAACGGCCCGUCGAAAGCGAGUAUCUUUCGAUCGGGACACCAAGGCGGGCACUAAUGGUGACGCCUCGCAAACCGUCGACGCUCUCAAGAAGCCGACUCUGCAGCAAAGAUUGGAGGAGUCGCGUGUCAAGAAGUCAAAAUCCAACAAUCCUGGAUCGAAACCACAGGACCAGCGGAAAGCUGGAGGUUCGACCAAGCCCGUGGAAACCGUGGAGGACGGGACAGACGAUGAGUGGGAAGACGAGAUAUGCAACCACGACGUGACAGUGGAUCUUAACGAGCCCCACUCCAGGUCUGGUAAAUAUUGGAAGUCUGAGUUCAGCAAGUACGCCGACGAUGCUCGAGUCGAGAUGGAGAAGCUCGUCAAAUACAAGCAUCUAGCUAAAUGCUAUGCCCAGAAGAAAGACGCCGAGGCCGUGGACCUGAACCAGAAGCUUAAGGAGGAGCAGGAGAAGGUGGUCAAGAUGGAGAAGAAGAUCAAGGACCUGGCUUCUCAGCUAGGCGGGACCCAAGGAAAAGCUCCCACUGUUUCCGAGAAUGCCGCCCUCGAGAAAAAGUUGGCAGAGAAAACCGAACUAGCUGCCCAGUAUAGGGAGCAGGUGAAGGAGCUAGCAGCAUUGCUUCGGAAUCAAGCAGGCUCAGACGACAAAAGCAACCGCCGCCGCGUUGAUACUUCCCCAGGUGCGGAAAAAACCUUGCUUGAAACCAAUCGUGAGCUACGACGAGCACGUAGUGAGCUCAAGGGCAUGGAUCGUCUUCGUCAAGAGGUGGAUCGACUCAAGUCUGAUCUGCUGUUUUCCGAGCAAAGAACCACGAAACUAGCAGAGGAGAAUAAACGACUUGUAGGGGAGGCUUCACAAUCAUCAGGGACCCAGAAAUUGGAGAGACAAGUGCGGGAAUUGCAGGAGGCGUCGGAACAAAAAGACAACGAGUUGAAGAAGCUGCGGAAAGACUACGCGGAGCUAAAGGAAAAUGCGAAAGCGCAGAGAAGCCAAGCGUUGCAAGUCCUCAAGGAGAAGAACGGAAGAAUCACUGAGCUGGAGAGCAAGAUUGAGACCCUCAAGGGCGCUGAGCUUCAGAACCGUUCCAGCAACCUCGAUGAAGCUCUUGCUCGGCACAGCAAGAUUACCAGGGGUCUCAAGUCGGACAUUGCAACCCUAAACAAACCUUCCAUCCAUCAGAGGGCAAGACUAGGGCAACCCAAGAGAUCGGUCUCAGCCGAGGACCUCACUCUAGAGCUGACGCAACAUUCUCAUCUCAACAUCGACACUGACAAGCGUAGUGCCAUUCCUAAGGAUACUUGGUCUAACCGCCGCUUGUCUGCGGACUGGACCGAUAGUCUGCAAGAUAUUGAAGAGCAGAUCCGGCGAGAGAAACGCCAACAGAUGGAAGCACGGAAACAACAUCGUAAUUCACCCUUGGAUGACUUUGAUGUCGAUGUUUCAAGACGUUUAGAGAUGUCUCACAUCUCGGCAUUAUCCUCUGGAGCGCGACGAGUCAUGUCUGAUCGUAUCAAUGAAGCGUUACCAAGAGAGACGCGCCAGCGAAGCGUCACUUCCCGAGGAACGCUUGGUGGGAAGGUUGAGGCAUCCAGGCGCGGUGCUGCACUCACGGCCUCCCGACACCCCGCUAAGCACGCUUCGCUCCACCCACAAUCCUCAUUCGAAGACGCACCUGUCAUAGAUCUGCUGCAGAAUCGCUUUGUCAAGCUUGGUGGCCCGAAUCCUGACGACACGGCCAUGGCAGCCAAUGUGUCUCGGUGCACUCUGCCUGCGGACCGCGAAUCUGCAGCGAGAGCCCGACUAGCACAAAGGCGAAGGGAAAGACAGAGGGCUACCGACAAAGAGAACAUGAGGCCGUGA
Neoarthrinium moseri is the source of this 2148-nucleotide messenger RNA. RefSeq lists its product as uncharacterized. The transcript is spliced from 2 exons. Bases 1 to 2148 code for a protein of 715 amino acids. The record is from RefSeq and is a predicted model, not a curated record. NCBI's taxonomy places the organism in Eukaryota, Fungi, Ascomycota, Sordariomycetes, Amphisphaeriales, Apiosporaceae.